Phycodurus eques (leafy seadragon) is the source of this 2916-nucleotide messenger RNA. It is a transcript of the gene tbxas1, whose product is annotated as thromboxane A synthase 1 (platelet). The record is from RefSeq and is a predicted model, not a curated record. NCBI's taxonomy places the organism in Eukaryota, Metazoa, Chordata, Actinopteri, Syngnathiformes, Syngnathidae. Gene Ontology annotation, molecular function: oxidoreductase activity, acting on paired donors, with incorporation or reduction of molecular oxygen; heme binding; steroid hydroxylase activity. The coding region runs from base 213 to 1838 and encodes 541 amino acids. The transcript is spliced from 14 exons.
GAUGCUACGACUUGCCAAUGGCCAAAAACACAUCAUACGUGCUUAGAAACACAGAGCAAAGGUGAACAAUGUUAUGUUUUUUUUUUUUUAGCUCGACGAAGAAUCUGGACAGACUGGUUGGUUUAGUAACCAGACAGCAGCGUUAGCUGUCAGCGAGAAAUGUUGGCUGUGUGUGGCCCAGAACUGACCUUUUCUUUUUAAACGAUUACAUCAUGGAGGCCAUGCUUGACUUUGUAAACAUAUUCCACAUGGAGACCAGUGGCUCAUAUGUGACACUCGGCAUCUUCUUCCUGGCUCUUCUGUACUGGUAUUCAGUUUACCCCUUUUCAGUCCUCACUCGAUGUGGAAUCGAACAUCCAAAACCAGUCCCCUUUUUCGGCAACCUGUUCCUGUUUCGUGAGGGUUUUUUCCAUCCCGUGUCUGACCUCAUAAAGAGAUAUGGUCGAGUGUGCGGGUAUUAUUUAGGAAGGAGAGCAGUGGUUGUCGUGGCAGACCCUGACAUGCUGAGACAAGUGCUGGUGAGAGAGUUCAGCAGCUUUCCAAACAGAAUGACUAAUCGCUUUGCCAACAAACCCAUGAGUGAUUGUCUCCUCAUGUUGAAGAAUGAACAGUGGAAAAGAGUCAGGGGUAUUCUGACUCCGUCCUUCAGUGCUGCCAGAAUGAAAGAGAUGGUUCCAUUCAUCCAAACAACCACGAAUGCCCUGAUGAACAACUUGGAUGCCUAUGCUGAAUCAGGGGAGGCCUUUGAUAUUCACAGGUGUUUCGGCUGCUUCACUAUGGACGUAAUUGCCAGCGUGGCGUUUGCAACCCAGGUGGAAUCUCAGAACAACCCAGACGACCCAUUUGUCCACCAUGCUCAGAUGUUCUUCUCAUUUUCUUUCUUCAGGCCCAUCAUGCUUUUUUUCAUUGCUUUUCCACACAUUAUGGCUCCACUGGCGGGAAUCAUCCCCAACAAACGUCGCCGCCAAAUGAGUGAGUUCUUCAUCAACAGCAUUCAAUGGAUCAUUAGACAGAGGGAGGAGCAACCUCCUGAGCAGAGGCGGCGGGAUUUCCUUCAGCUGAUGUUGGAUGCGCGCAGUAGCAAGGAGGCUGUGUCUUUGGAGCACUUUGACGCAACGAGCAACAGUGCUGAGUCUGAUCACAGGAGUUCAGAGGCUAGUCUUCACCUUUCGGAUUCGCCCACCCGGCGACCAUCCAAAAAGGUGAUAACAGAAGAUGAAAUUGUCGGCCAAGCUUUUGUCUUCCUGCUGGCUGGCCACGAGACCAGCAGCAGCACUCUGGCCUUCACCUGCUACCUCCUGGCAAUCCAUCCAGAGUGUCAGCGCCGAGUCCAAGAGGAGGUGGAUGACUUUUUCAGCAAACAUGAGUCUCCUGACUACACUAAUGUCCAGGAGCUGAAAUAUUUAGAUAUGGUUGUAUGUGAAGCAUUGCGGCUCUAUCCUCCUGGAUUCAGGUUUUCACGAGAAAUCGAGCAGGACUGCGUGGUGAAUGGAGUGUCCUUGCCAAAAGGAGCCUUAUUGGAGAUCCCAGCCGGUUUCCUUCACUAUGACCCUGAGCACUGGCCUGAGCCCGAGAAGUUCAUCCCUGAGAGAUUCACCCCUGAGGCGAAAGCCAGUAGGCACCCGUUUGUGUACCUGCCUUUUGGGGCGGGCCCCCGCAACUGUGUGGGCAUGAGGCUUGCCCAAUUGGAAAUCAAGAUGGCUCUGGUUUGUCUUUUCCACAGGUUCAACAUCAUAACCUGCUCCGAGACAAAGGUUCCGCUCGAGUUGAAGUCAUCAAGCACCCUCGGCCCCAAAAAUGGCAUUUUUAUCAGGAUCACAAAAAGAGACAACAGAUGACCUCUGAAUUAAAUGUGAUGCGCUGCUAAACCUCUGAAAUGGGGAGGGGGAGGGGGGGGGUUUCUUUCAAAACAAGUGGAGCCCUUUAACUUUGUUCAGGAAACAGAACACUGAAGACAAGUCACACAUCUCCAACAUUGGAACAACCAAACCAAAUAUAAGCCAUCUUCGCUAAAAGAAUCCCAAUCUUGAAGCAGCAAUGAGAUAAAAUGUCACUUAAUUUACACUUUUCACAGUUACUCUUUUGUGUCGUACUUUAUUACGUAAAACCUGUAAUAAUCGGUGCAUUUUGUGUCCCAUCCCUUUUACAUAUCUGCUCAGUCAGCCACAAUAAGUGUCAUUAGAACAUAUUUGCGCCAUCUAUACCAAUACCUAAAUUAACCUGGACAUGCCACUUAUGAGUAAAAGCUUUUUCACAAUGUGAAUAAAAGUAAUGAACAAUUUAAAUAAAUUAUUGAAAUGGAUUAUGAAGUUUUUAGUUUGUGGGGAGUGUAAAUAUGUGAUUUGAAAUGUGAAGUCUUGCAAAGUACAGCCAUGUUGCAGUUAAAGUUUUAUAAAAAAAAAAAAAAAAAAAAGGUGCAAAAUUGCUCUUGAAAACGUUUUUAUAAAAACGUUUUCAAGAGCGUUUUUUUUUAUAAAACGUUUUCUUGAAAACGUUUUAUAAAAAAAUAAAAAAAAAGGUGCAAAAUUGCUCUUGAAAACGUUUGAUGUGAUAAAACUUGGAUCAGGGACGUCGCUAUGUUUCGCCCUUUGCUGUGGGUGCGGUUUGCUGAUGAUUUCUUUUUACCCAAACCUUGAUCUGCCACCACAUAAUUUUUCUUUAGGAUUUUUCAUCUUUGUCAGGCAUGCAUUUUAAAAUGUAUGCAGUGGAUCUGGAAAAUAUUCACAGUGCUUCACAUUUUGUUACAGCCUUAUUCAGAUUUUUUUCCCCUCAAAAUUCUACCGACAACACCCCAUAAUGAGAGUUUUAUUUUGGGACAUUUUUGUAAAUGUAUUACAUAAACAUAACUCACCAGUUUCUUUAUUAUGGUCAUUUAUGAAUCAGCCGUGAAGUGACAAAUUAAAAAAAGUCAUGCUU